UGUCUGAUCAGCGACCAUACAAAUUCGGGGUUGACCCACCACGCCUUAGCGUUAGCUGUCGCUUUUAUCUGUUCUGUUGGUUAUAAUACUAUGAUCAGGGCUUAGUCUUAGUACGCCUGCAUUUGCGGGGCCAUCAUGAGUAGCGCAAGUCGAAGCCCACUUGACCAGUUCUACAGGGACUGUUUGAGGGUCGGAUGCCUUAAGUGCUUCACCCAUUUCCAUCUUUACCUAAAAGGACGAGAGGAGCUUGUAGUUACGAUUUACACAGGUUCACAGGUCUCCCCGCGGACGUUGCCUAACUUCAGGGCCAUCAAGGGCAAUGGCGACCCGCUGCUGCCCGCCAGCCCCGCCAGCCACGAGCUGGACAUCCACAACCCCGACGUGACCGUGUUCCUCAUCGGGGCCUACGCCAAGUACAACUGGCCCUACGUCUGGCUGCGCUCCGUGACGCGGGGUCGCGCCAGUGAUGACAUCGAUGCGCCGCUGGACCUGCCCACGACCAAGAACUGGAAGAGCAUGGGUCUGCGCGUGUGGCACAUCCUGGAGGAGCUGGUCAACCUGAACAUGUUCCCGCCGCCCGCCAACCCCUUCGAGGUCAACUUCGAGGCGCUGCGGGAGAUGCCCGAGCUGGAGCGGGCGCUGCAGGCCGGCGCCCUGGCCUCCUUCCUUCGCGAGCUGCUCCUCAGCAGCAGCUGCCCUCACGCCGACCUGGUGCAGCAGGACUUCCAGGAGUGCGUCAGCACGCACUUCAGUACCAUGCCCAAGCUCGUGCCGCCCGCACCCGGGCCCUCCGCGGCGGCAGCGGCGGUGGGAGCCAUCGCGCAGCAGCAGCAGACACAACAGCAGCAGCAGCGGGAGCAUCGUCAAGAGCCGCAGCAACAGCGACAACAACAGCAGCAGCAGCAGUCGCAUCAACAACAGCAGCAGCACCGGCAACAGCAUCAAACGCAUACAGAGCAGCAGCAGCAGCAGUACCACCAGCAGCAGCAGGCAAUGAUGGCUAGGCAGCAGCAGCAACACCGUUAACCGUUAAGAGACUAGGAGCGGAGGAGGAGGAGGAGGAGGGGCGCGCGUGUGCCGUGCUGUAGCGUAGCGAAGGCUUUGGCGGGGUAAGGGAGCUAGGCAGCGAUGGUUGGAAGUGCAAAUGUGGGGUGGGAAAAAGCCGCGAGCGACGUGCUGGUGGGGGCGCUGUUCAUCAGGCUAGGGUGAUUGCCGAGCAAGCAGCAUGGCGACGUGCUGGUGGGGUGCUGGCACCCCGCUUGCUUGCCUGCAGGCCUAGCAGUAUUAAUGGGGUGCGGUCAGCAGGAAACAGCAGCCACUUGGCACGGUUCGGACUCCAGGAGGGACGUUCCCGAAUCAUGCAUGCAUGCUUCUUGGUUCUUUUGCACUUUGUUCACUCGGGGACAAGAGCGACUGGGUCGCGUUAUGUGCUGGGCCGAGGGGUUGGCCCUUGCUCAGCAGUGGGACCACUGGGGUCCGGGCGGGCGGCGACGUGCGAGCCAGGCAUGGCAUGGAUUCCCGAGUGGGGUAUGGCGGGUGCGGGAGCAGGCGUUGCUGGGGCGUGCUCCGCAAAAAGCAGACUGCAGCCUGCUGUUGGCAUGCAGAUUGACUGUGGACGGUGGCUCUUGGGGACUUGGCAAAGCGAAAGCUAAUGGUCGCAUCUCACUUUGCUUUAAAUGCGCAUUCAAGUGCAGAUAUCAAAAAAGCGCUUCGCUUCUCGGACACUAGCUCACUGCGUGCGACGCGGUGAGCACCCAUGUACGGAUGCCCGGUGUACUUGGUUCGCAGCGGUAUGUCACAUGGAGCUGUCGCGUCUCAUGCGCAGUUACUUGCCGUGGGCGUGUAUGAUGCGCUGCCGCUGGCCGGUAUCGUGUGCGCAUCUGGAGGCGUCAUGUAACACUGGUCGACU
Molecule: messenger RNA, 1909 nt
Organism: Astrephomene gubernaculifera
Lineage: Eukaryota; Viridiplantae; Chlorophyta; Chlorophyceae; Chlamydomonadales; Astrephomenaceae
Source: the annotation of a GenBank genome assembly